UUCAAAUGGAACAAAAUUAGAGGAAAAGGAAACACAAGAAAGAAAUAGUACGAAGAAGAAGAUGAUGGUAAAGAAUAGGAAGAAGGAGAAAAAUAUAGGAGAAAGAAGGAAAAUAGAGAAAGGAUAAAGGAGGAGGAUUUGAAAGAAGAAGAAGAAGAAGAAAAAGAAGAAGAAUAAAAAGAGAGAGAAGUAGACUUGGCAAACAUUUGUCGACGACGACGCUGCUUGGAAAAGCAGUCCUAUAAAGCAGUAAUUUUUUCAAACUGGUCUUCGAGACAUUUUUUUUCUAAUUUUAUUCAAAUUUCUUCUCUCCUCUCUUCUCUUCUAUUUUGAGUCAGUUAGCGCCGCGACCUUGCCCUGUUAACUAUGUUUCUCUCAGCUUCAUUCUAGUCAAAAUUGGUCAAUUUUAGAAAAUGUUUCCCAAAUUUUAAGGAAAAUCUCACAUUAGAAACAUGAUUUUCUAUCCAAGAGUUCUUGAAAUAUUUUCAAAAUCACAUUUGUGAGAGAACCCAACCUUCAAACCACCGUUUAGUUACCGUUACCGAUCGCGAAUUUAAGUAUAGUGACCACGUGGCAAUUAAACACGGUUUAUUAUAAAUUUAGUAAAUCAACCAACCAGCAUCAAAUCAACAGUUUCUUUUUAAAUCAAUGGUGAAAUAAUCAUUUGAGUUCUGUUUCAUUUUCAAAUUUCAUUUUCGUAACCAGUUAAAUUAAAAGAAAUACUGUACUAAAUUUUUUGCUCACUUAAAAUAGGGUUCCGAUUCUACAUUAUUUAUCCUGAAUUAGUGGAUUGAUUUUUGAAACAAAUCCUGAUAGCAAUCACUGAACAUAUCAUUGAAGAUAGUUUUUAUAGCUCACUCCGGGAAAAAAAUUCUAAGAGCCACAAGAAGUUUACUUUAGUGUCAAAAGCCAUUAUUGAAUUUGUAUAAUUAUAUUCAUAAUCUUCUAUUAUCUAAAGAAUAUUUUGUGAUAAAAGUAACAGUCUCUACAUUCAGAUUUUGUGAGAAAUUUAUAGGAGUGAUUGAUCACUGGAGAAAAAGGAUUUUCAAUUUUAAAACGCGCCAAUCCCUGGGGAUGAGAUGGCUCCGGCCAAGUUCACACGAAAACAAUGGGUGACCCUGUUCGCCAUUGGCAGUGUGCAUUUCUCCAGUGCCAUCUGCAUAUCACUUCAGGCCCCCUUCUAUCCUCAAGAGGCUGAACUGAAAGGAGCGACAGCAACAGAAUAUGGACUGGUAUUCGGAAGUUUCGAGUUUAUGGCCUUCCUCACUAGUCCAUUCCUUGGGAAAUAUUUGGACUCAGUGGGAGCCAAAUUGAUGCUGUGCAUUGGGAUGAUAAUCGCAUCUCUCUCUGACAUUUCUUUUGGACUUCUCGACUACGUUGAUGACCACAACACAUUUAUAACUUUGUCUUUCGUGCUGCGUAUGACUGAAUCUCUGGGAUCCACCUCAGCUCUAGUCGCGGCCUUUUCGAUCACCGCUGCUGUAUUUCAAGAUUCGGUGGCUACAACGUUUGCUACCAUCGAAGUAUUUUAUGGAGUUGGCUACAUUGUGGGCCCAACUGUAGGUGGGAUCCUUUAUGCUCUUGGUGGCUACAAACUUCCAUUCAUAGUGAAUGGUUCUGUGAUAAUGUGUGUGGCUAUUAUAGUAUUAAUGGUGCUGCCGACAAUCAACAACGACUCAUUGAGCAAAAAUGACGCAACAAUAUUAUCGAUUCUGAAAGUGCCGGCAGUAUUUUUAAAUUCAGUGAGUGUAGUGGCUACUUCAAUCAGUAUGGGAUACUAUGCCGCUACCCUAGAGCCUCAUUUGAGAGUGUUCGAGCUGUCACCAGUGGCAAUGGGCAUGAUGUUCAUAAUCAGCGGCGGUACGUAUGCCCUGAUUGCGCCCAUUGUGGGCCGUCUCUGCGACCGGUGGAUCUACCCCAAACAGGUGAUUGUGUUCGGUUGCCUCCUCAUCAUGACCAGUUUCAUGAUCGUCGGUCCUGCGCCCUUCCUACCUAUUCCCACUACACUACCAAUGUGCAUAAUUGGUCUAGUCAUUCAUGGAGUGGGUCUCGCCUGUAUGAUGGUUCCCACAUUCAUAGACUCCAUCUGCUCAUCAAUUGACGCAGGCUUCGACGAUGAUAUUUCGACAUACGGCCUGCUCUCCGGUCUGUGGACGUCUUCGUUUGCACUGGGGGCGUUCAUUGGUCCCUCAGUGGCCGGGGUCCUCUUCGACUAUGUCGGCUUCCGCAAUGGAACACUCUUUGUCAUUGUCAUCAUGCUAGUGCUGUCGAUCGUGGUGACAGUCUUCAUAGCGACGGAGAAGAAGAAGCCGCGUUCGCCGAAACGCGUUCGACUGCUGAGUGAACGUCCGGACGAGAUCGAGGACGACGAUCCCCUGCCUCCCCCCACCAACAUUCCUUCAGAUCGCGAGAGCGAUCGCCUUCUGCGAUCACCGAACAGUUACAUGGUCGGAAGUCCGACAUCCACCGAUUGGCAUGUCGAGCAUGCUAUGAAAAAGAACGGCUAUGGAGCAAUUGUCAAUGCUACGGCUAUGUAGAUAGUUACACUCUUGGAACAGAUUUAACUAGACUAGACUAGAAACUAGUCUAGUACUCGACUAGAAAUUAUCGUAAAACGGAGAAAGUUUGUAUAAAAGGAGAGAUUCUACCAUGUUAUGCUAUAGAAAGGGCAUAGAGCCAUUGUCAACGCUACGGCUGUGUAAAUAGGUACACUAGAAACAGACUAUAAACUCUAGUAAACUAAACCUCGACUAGAAACCUUCGUGAAACGGAGAGAAUUUGUUGAAAAGAGGAGAUUCUAUCAUGUUAUGAAAUAGAAAGUGUAUGGAGCGGUUCUACGGCUAUGUAGAUAGGUGCUAUCGUAAAGUGAAAAAACAAUUAUUUGGAAAUUUGUUAGGGGAUGAGUUGGAUAGGGAGAUGAGAGAUAACAUAUUAAUAGACGUAAAAAAAGAUAAUGAAAAUUCAAUUAAAAGAAUAAAAUAUAUAGUACGCUUGAUUGACAAUAGGUAAAACAUAAGUUUUCAGAAAAUGACUCGAAAGAGUUGUAUUUUUUCAUAGAAGAAUAGGUGGGUGUUCCAAAAUGUGUUUUUGAAUGAAUUGAUGAUAUAGAAUUUACAGAUGAAUAAUUUCCAAGACUACACAGGAAUAGAUAAAUGUUGAAGUAUCGAUGAUAUAUAUAAUCAAAAAGGAAUCUGUAGAUGAGAUGUAAGAAAAACUGUUCAUGAAAACUUUUUUUAGAUUCAAUGAUGGUAAUGUUAAUUUUAACAAUGAAUUAACGUAAAUGCAUGUAGUGAACGUGAGAAAAGCAGAUAUCAAUAAAAUUGAAUGUCUCCUACGCCAUUAAAUGGUGUUAAGAUUCUCGAAAAUGUUCACAGAAAUGAAGUUUUGUAUAAUUUAGGAGCUAGUUAAGUGUAAUAGUCAGGGUAGCUCUACAUCAUGCUUUUGAAAAGAGAGAUGAGUAGGUAUUUGUUCUGUAUAUUAUGUUAUGAUAUAAUUUUCAAACGGUACUAGACUAUCACAGAUAGGGUACAUCUAGCAUGGAAAAAUAGAUACUUCUAGAACUAGAACAGAUUAAUAGCUUAGGAGCAUACAAACAUUUCUCAGUCAUAUUCAAAUCAUUUUUAGAAUCUAGCUGAUGACUUGAAUUGUAAUAUCAUGAAUUAUUAAUUUAGGCAAAAUAAUAACCAUCACUUAUUGUAAUGAGAAUGAAAUUAAAUAUUUUUUAGAUCUAUGAGGGAGAUGACAGACUGUUAUUUGUACAGUAUGAUCUUCCAAGUAAAUGUACAGUCAUCUCAAACACUCAAGUCUGCUUUUUUAAUGGACUUUUUCUUUGCUGGGCAGAAAAAACACUCUUAUGGGAGUGUUCACACACUGGCAGUUUGCGAAUGUGUGGAAACUCCCACAAGAACCAACAAUAUUUUAAUCUGGGAAAAGAAAAUCAUGGGAAAACAGGACUUCGAACAAACAUUAUUGCUCUUUUUCAAAGUAGAUAAAUACUAUUUCUCAACAAGAAUGUUUGUAUUAUCAUUGAAUAGAAUUAUUGACAAUAAUCUGUAAUAAUUAAUUAUUAUAGUUUUCUAUCGAAAUAAGUUACAAGCGCUGGAUAACAGAUCUUCUCGUCUUUUAUAUAUUGUUACUCUUGAUUCUCUUAAGAUUUGAUGUGUUUUAUUAGUUUUAUUUCCAUGUAUUUCUUUUCUGUUUGUUUACGAUGUACAGUAGUUUAUUGAUAUAUUAUUUCAUAUUUUGUUUGCUUUUGGAUGUUGAGUUUAUGACAUUGGAACUUCACACAAUACUGUUGUUAAUUCCUUAGCAUAAAUUAUAAUACGUAAAAUUAGUAUUUUAGAGUAUAUUCUGAUGGAAUAUGAAUUUGUGAAAAAGAGUUCUGUGCAUAGAAUAUACAAUAGUCUAUGUUUUUAAAAUCUUGCAAGAAAUCAGAAUAGAAUCAAAAUUCAAAUGGAAUUUUUCAAUUUCUUUGGAAUGAUUGAAAUUUUCUGUAGAUAAUCCAUUUUAAGAAUUUCACAAACCAUAAAUUAUUUCAUUGUCAAAAGUUUCUUCGAUC
Molecule: messenger RNA, 4558 nt
Organism: Nilaparvata lugens (brown planthopper)
Lineage: Eukaryota; Metazoa; Arthropoda; Insecta; Hemiptera; Delphacidae
Product: MFS-type transporter SLC18B1
Exons: 12
Coding region: 1080-2537 (485 amino acids)
Biological process (GO): transmembrane transport
Molecular function (GO): transmembrane transporter activity
Source: RefSeq, a predicted model, not a curated record